AUGGGCCUUGCCGACCAGCUGCAGCAAGGACUCGCAGGCAUUGGUGCAUACAUCCUAUGCUUGCUCGGACUUCUCUUGGGCCCUUCUGGCCUACUCGGAGGAGUUUUUGGUCCCUUAUUGGCCUUGAUCAACUUAGCCUUGCUCUUUGUGGGUGGGAUUCAACUAAUCAUGGUGAACCCCGCGUGCACGCUGCUAGAAAGCUGUCAUGAACGUCAAGGUCCAAACGUCAUCUCCUCCUUCGUGUGGUUUUGCGUCUUCGCAGCACUGGCCUCCACGGCCUUGGGUCCCGCUCAAGUGGCGAUCCAGCUGAAUACAGUGGAUGAUGUCCUGGAUGCGAGCGUUUGUGAUUGGCGGGCUUGGAGCGACACUGGUGGAGGAGUCUACUUCAAUGAUGGUACGACAAAGAUACCAGGAAAGGAGAGUUCCUUCCACCUCCCGGUGAACCUGACGGUCGAGCACUGCGAAUGGCUGUCGGUGCGUUAUGAACUCCACAAGACCAAGUCGCACCUCGUUGCUGUGGAUUUGCCGCGGCCCUUGCGGAUUUUGUGUGACGAAGACACCAACCUUGAGGCGAUGGCUCCAACCAGUGUGGACCAACGUUCUGGGACGCUGCUUUGGGAAGCUGCCAUAGACCUGGGGCGCUUCAUUAGCAGGAUGCCAUCGCCAGCGCUAAGUGGUGCUCGCGUCCUGGAACUCGGCGCCGGACAUGGUGUGCCAGGCCUUUGCUGCGCCAUUUUGUGGGGAGCAACGGUGCACUUCCACGAUAUGAGUGAAGAAACCUUGCGCCGGGUCACGGCGGUGAACUGUGCCAUGAAUAGUGUGCGCAGCCAGUUCCUCGCAGGAGAUUGGAGCACUUUACUGGCCAAGGAGUCCUCAGAGUCCUCGAAAUUCUCAGCUGGCCAUUGCAAAAGAAUGAAGGUGCAAGAAGCAGACCUCAGCUACAACGUAAUACUGGCCUCGGAGGCUUUCUACAAGGAGGAGUCCUACGAUGAAUUGCUGAGUUUCCUGUCAAGUCAAAGCCAUGAGUGUCAUGCUUACUUCGCGGGCAAACGUUUCUACUUUGGCUGUGGCGGCGGUACAGCAUCCUUCUCCUCGACAGCAAGAAGCAGAGGUUUUAAUGUCACAGUGGAGGAGGUCAUCGAAGAUGGCCUUUCAAACAUUCGGGAGAUUUUGCACAUCACUUGGCCGGAGGGAGAGACCUUCAGAAGCGAUGAAGCAAAACCGGCUGAAGCUGCUUUCGGGAGGCUGUACGUUGAGCCUGUGCUGCGCUGCGGCGAGCCCACUUCGAGUUGCAAAGACGUGUGUGCUUGGGCGAUUUCUCCUGAGAGCGACAGGAUAAACUUCAAGGGUUGUCGACAAGGUGAUGGCAACCUUUGUGGUAUCGCGCUUUCCCUGAUGAGACUGACGCAGGGUAAAUGCGCAGGGCCAGAUGCUCGAGAUCGCUUCUGUCAGAGAGCCAACCAAGAACUUGGCGGCCUCUUAGAUGACCUGGCAAAAAAUCUGUCGGUCACCACGAGCUGGGGUGGUUUGGACUUCAGCAACGACCGUGGAGAGAUGGCUCCGCUUGUGUGGAUGGUGGAUCCUCAGGAGGUGAGGACUUACUGGGACCAAUGGGUCUGGAUUUUUGUGCUGUUGAGCAUUAUUUAUCUCCCGGCACCCUUGCUGGCAGCCUACUGCGUUGUGUCGUGGAGCUCAGAUGAAUGGCCCAUUGCAGAGUUGCUGAAAGGCUUAUGCAGUGGCUGCAGUGGCUGCAGUCUUCAAAUUUCGACGUGUUGGUUGCGUUUCCCCUGGCACUGGCGACGUGAAGCUGGUGCUUGCGACGAGCUGGCAACCAGGUACAUUGCUAUUGAGUGA
Messenger RNA from Cladocopium goreaui, 1854 nucleotides. NCBI's taxonomy places the organism in Eukaryota, Dinophyceae, Suessiales, Symbiodiniaceae. The record is from the annotation of a GenBank genome assembly.